Molecule: messenger RNA, 990 nt
Organism: Alternaria burnsii
Lineage: Eukaryota; Fungi; Ascomycota; Dothideomycetes; Pleosporales; Pleosporaceae
Product: serine threonine-protein phosphatase pp2a catalytic subunit
Exons: 6
Coding region: 1-990 (329 amino acids)
Biological process (GO): peptidyl-serine dephosphorylation; mitotic cell cycle
Cellular component (GO): cytosol
Molecular function (GO): protein serine/threonine phosphatase activity
Source: RefSeq, a predicted model, not a curated record
AUGGAUACCAAUAUGGAGGACGUCAAGAUGCCAGAGCCCAUGCAGCUGUCGUCUGCCCCCACGUCUGAGCCGACCACAAUCCCCACGCUGGAUGGCUGGAUCGAGAGCCUCAUGAGCUGCAAGCAGCUGGCCGAGAGCGAUGUGCAGAGACUAUGCGACAAGGCCCGCGAGGUACUCCAGGACGAGUCCAACGUACAGCCAGUGAAAUGCCCCGUCACAGUCUGCGGUGAUAUACAUGGCCAGUUCCACGAUCUGAUGGAGUUGUUCAAGAUCGGCGGCCCCAACCCGGACACAAACUAUCUCUUCAUGGGCGACUAUGUCGACCGAGGCUACUUCUCCGUCGAGACUGUGACCCUUCUGGUCGCGCUCAAAAUUCGAUACCCCCAGCGCAUCACCAUCCUCCGUGGCAACCACGAGUCCCGUCAAAUCACCCAAGUGUACGGCUUUUACGACGAGUGUCUCCGCAAGUACGGCAACGCCAAUGUGUGGAAAUACUUCACAGACCUUUUCGACUACCUGCCGCUCACUGCCUUGAUCGACAACCAGAUCUUCUGUCUGCACGGUGGUCUCUCUCCUAGCAUUGACACGCUCGACAACAUCAGGGCGCUUGACCGCAUACAAGAGGUGCCUCACGAGGGACCAAUGUGCGACCUGCUCUGGUCCGACCCAGACGACAGGUGCGGCUGGGGAAUCUCACCCCGCGGUGCAGGAUACACGUUCGGUCAGGACAUCUCAGAGGCCUUCAACCACAACAACGGCCUGACCCUAGUGGCACGUGCUCAUCAGCUAGUCAUGGAGGGGUACAAUUGGUCGCAAGACAGGAAUGUCGUGACCAUCUUCUCGGCACCCAACUACUGCUAUAGAUGUGGCAACCAGGCCGCGAUCAUGGAGAUUGAUGAGCACCUGAAGUACACCUUCUUGCAAUUUGACCCUUGCCCACGUGCUGGCGAGCCCAUGGUCUCACGAAGGACCCCCGAUUACUUCCUUUAG